GUGUCUGCAACAACCUGUUGCUAUUGGGCCUGUCCUCUUCGUGCAGGACUUACGGGCUUGUGCAAGGUUGGUGCUUACUUAUCUGCAAAGCGCUCACGUAUCUGCGACGAAUCAAUUAUGGAACACGGAAUGAUGAGUUUGUGAUCCGAAUUAAUCGCCAAGGCUGCCAAUCGGCACCUUCAUUUGUGAAACCGCUAUUGGAGUAAUAAAUGGGAAUGGAUCAAGCUAUUUAAUACCUGAAAUAUUUAACCCUUGUACCUCGCCCGUUCUUUGCUCCAGUGACAGGUUAUCCGUACUGCCCAUGGCGACAACAACCUCUAUUACUCCGGAGGAAAUUCAAGGUUUAGAUCUAUACCUCCUGGCAGUCCCGAACAUCCAAUACAUCAGCCUUGCUGGUUUAACGCUCUUGACCUGGGACUUGAUCCUCACAUUUCCUCACGAGCUUAGAUUAUGGAACAGCAGAUGGACUCUCACAAAAACUCUAUUUCUCGUGAGGCUAUGUGCGUUAUCUCACUGUUCUCCUCAAUACCUCAUGCUCAUACGGAACAGAUGUUCUGCAAAUGCGUUCUUUGCAGUCAUCGCAUUGUUGCUGGUAGCGAAUAUCGAAAGUAAGCUUUCUGAGCUAUCCAACGUCUCAUAUACCCAUCGAAGUCUAAGUGAUUCUCCAACAUCGAUUAUAUGCAUUGUACGGAUAUGGGUACCAAUGAUGGGCUUAGACUUUGUUCUUGUCGUGUUGGCAGGCUACAAAUCCCUUCAGCACUAUUUCCAGGUGCCAGACAAGACCUGGUCUGGUGCGCACCUUAUGCGCACCUUCGCGCGGGACUCGAUUCUUUAUUUUCUCUGUAACUUUUUAAUAUACCUGUUCAGCACCUUACUGGGCAAAUUCGGUCCCCCCGAAUAUUAUCAACUCGGCGCGAUCACGAUCACAGUUGUCCCACCUGUAUCAGCGAACCGUCUUCUCAUCAACAUGUAUGAUUCGGCACGCGCCAAGCAGCCUACUUGGACAACGGUUUCGCAAUUUGGGGUUUCACUGCAAGCGAGAGACACAAUGAGGGUACACCACAAGGAGAUAGAGCUCGCAUUCAUCAGUGCGAAGAGUUCCCGAUGGAUGGAGGCGUCGUCGUUUGAUGAUAUCAGUGGGGCUGUGUGAAAGCAUUGUACAGUAUUGGGAUCUACAAGUUCGUGCCAAAAAGCGAGACUAUCUCGAAGCACAAUACGAGCAGUAGUUGCCCUACCAAAUCCAUCAGGGCAGAGUGGAUAGGCAGUGCGUAUGUAUCGGGAUCAAGGCCUCUGGACCACAGCAAAUUGGUCAAAAACUGAGCUAUGACUAAUGACGUGAAGACCUGUCGUGAACUUCAGCAAACAUCAAGACAGGGCGGACGGGAAAC
Suillus paluster is the source of this 1388-nucleotide messenger RNA. RefSeq lists its product as uncharacterized. NCBI's taxonomy places the organism in Eukaryota, Fungi, Basidiomycota, Agaricomycetes, Boletales, Suillaceae. The record is from RefSeq and is a predicted model, not a curated record. Bases 302 to 1150 code for a protein of 282 amino acids. The transcript is spliced from 12 exons.